AUGGCUACUCUCUCUGCCCAGCCGAGAUUUCUUCGAUCCAUCACCCUUGACCGCGCCGCAAAGUUCAGCUCCGCCGACUUUUACAGCGACAUCAACCUGUAUUCGCAGCUCUAUAAAAAACGAUCGACAGAUGCUAUCCAGCUCCAAGUCUACUCUGUCCCGGACCUGAGGCGGAUCCCAUUUGACGAAGCAGUAAAACAGCACUUUGAGCCGACUACCACAGGAACGCUCUAUGGUCCCAGUUGGAGCACCCACUGGUUCAAGGUGAAGAUUACAGUGCCACACGAGUGGGCUGGCGAGCAGGUUGAAUUGAUAUGGGACUCUAGCAGUGAGGCUAUGGUCUGGUCCACCGAUGGCAUCCCCCGGCAAGGCUUGACCGGCGAUAAGGGAAACGAUAGACGCGUCGAAUACGUGCUCCUGAAGAAGGCCAAGGGCCGCGAGACGAUCGAAUUGUUCGUUGAAAUGGCCUGCAACGGCAUGUUCGGUGCUGGCAUGAAUAACAUCAUCAACCCACCGCAAGAGAAUAGGCGCUUUUUGCUUGCACAAGUUGAAAUUGCGGUGCCCAACAAAGCCGCAUGGCAGCUCUUUUAUGACAUGCAAGUCAUACUGGGCAUGGCGAAUGAGCUCCCUGAAGACACUGUGCGCGCUCAGGAGGCUCUGUAUGCUUGCAACCAAGUGAUCGACAGCUUUGACAGGCUGAACAUUGAAAAUGCGCUGCAAAAAUGCUUGCAGAUCACCCGCGUAUUCCUUGAGAAGAAAGCAGCGCCGGGGGCGCAUCGAGUUACUGCGGUUGGAAACUGCCACAUUGACACUGCAUGGUUAUGGCCGUAUGCUGAAACGCGCCGCAAGACCGCCCGAAGCUGGUCUACGCAGCUGCGACUUAUGGAGGACUAUCCCGAGUAUGUCUUUGUCUGCUCUCAGGCACAGCAGCUCGAAUGGCUAUCCCAGGACUAUCCAAAGCUGUUCAAGGAGAUCCGGGCUGCAUCGAAAAAGGGCCGGUUUCAGGCCAUCGGCGCCACUUGGGUAGAAAUGGAUUGCAACCUUCCCAGCGGCGAAGCCCUUUGUCGUCAGUUCCUAUACGGACAGCGGUUCUACGAGAUGAAAUUCGGUGCUCGCUGCAAAAUCUUUUGGCUACCAGACACGUUUGGAUACUCGGCUCAGCACAGACUCUUUCCCCAUCUCACGCCGGUUUCGGUUUCCAUUAUUUUGCAGUUGCCGCAGAUCGUCAAGCAAUCUGGCGCAGAGUACUUUUUCACUCAAAAGCUGUCGUGGAAUAACAUCAACAAGUUCCCAAACACGACUUUUACUUGGGUAGGUCUGGAUGGAACUAAGGUCCUGACACACAUGGCACCUUGCGAGACAUACACUGCUCAAGCAGACGUUGGCGAUAUGAUACGCAGCAUCAAGAGGAACCGCGAUCUAGCUUUCAGCAACCAGAGUCUUAUGCCAUAUGGUAAUGGCGAUGGAGGUGGAGGACCGCAAAGGGCCAUGCUGGAGCGAAUUAGGCGCAUGAAAGACAUUGAUGGACUCCCUCGAUGCGAGAUGGACAGUGCGAAUGCGUUUUUUGAAAGCGUGGAAAAGCAAGCCAAGGGCCUGCAGGAAUGGAAGGGCGAGCUGUACUUUGAGCUCCACCGUGGUACUUAUACUUCCCAGGCUGCCACCAAACGAUACAAUCGAAAGCUCGAGUUUCUUCUGCGCGACUUGGAGAUUGUAUCUACAAUGUGCCUUGUGCUGGAACGGGAGUUCAGCUACCCAAAGGAGGAACUGGACCUGCUGUGGAAAAAUCUUUUGCUGAAUCAAUUUCACGAUGUCCUCCCCGGAUCAGCCAUCGAGUUGGCCAAUAUCGAUGCCCGAAAGAUCUACCAGCAUAUCGAAAUCAAGGCGAAAAAGCUGCUAGGUGACAGCCUCGACAGCUUGUACAGAUCCUCCAAAUCUCUAGGAGAAGAACCGUGUUAUGUCGCCUUCAACUCACUUGGAUGGCGUCGCUCAGAGAUCAUCGAAGUUCCAUCAUACACUGGUGACAACUUGCAGCAGUACUCUGCUGGCAAAAAUGCUGGAUACGUUAGAGUCGAGAACGAUGCUUUUGGUUUCAAGGAUCUUGCUGAAUCAACGAAUGACCAUAAGAGAGUGAAGGCAUUCGCCAGCGGUGAAGAUUUUGUCAUGGAGAAUGAUUGGAUUAUCGCAAAGUUCAACCAGCAGGGGCAUCUCAUCAGUCUCUUUGACAAAAAUGAGAUGCGAGAACUCGUUCCAGAAGGGCAAGCAGGGAAUAAGAUGAAGUUCUAUGAAGAUAUUCCAUUGUACUGGGAUGCAUGGGAUGUGGAAAUUUAUCAUCUUAAUACCGGCAAGAAUGCCGGCACAAGCAAUGCCAAGAUUAAAGAGGUUGGCCCGCUCUGCGCCGCCCUAGUUGUUAAGCAUGCUUUGUCUGAGAACAGCACUGCCGUGCAGACCAUUGUCCUGACCGCCGCAUCUCCUCGCUUGGACUUCCAUAUGAACGUCGAAUGGCACGAGAAUCGAGUGCUUUUGAAAGUCGAAUUCAUGUGGGAUAUUCAUUCCGACCUUGCCACUUAUGAUACGCAGUUUGGUGUUGUGCAACGCUCGACUACCUACAACACCAGCCAUGACUACGCGAAGUUUGAGGUCUGCGGCCACAAGUUUGCAGAUCUCUCUGAGCACGGGUAUGGCGUUGCCCUCCUGAACGAUUGCAAAUUUGGGUACUCUUGUCACGGCAAUGUGAUGUGUCUAUCGCUUUUACGUUCGCCUAAGGCGCCCGAUGUCAACUGCGAUAUGGGUAGGAUUAAGGACACAGAAUCGAGACCUCUGACGCCGUUCUUGCGUUGUGGUUAUCAACUAGGACACCACGAGUUCUCAUUUGCAGUCUAUCCGCACAAAGGCACGUUCCACGAAUCCAAUGUCGUGCGGGAAUCGUAUCAGUUCAAUGUGCCUAUGAUCAUCAGGUCUGUUUCGCAGAGUGCUCUGAAGGAACGUGACAAAGCACCCUUUAUUGAGAUCGAGGGAGCCAAAAAUGUGAUCUUGGAUACGGUCAAACGAGCUGAAGACUCUAACCACAUUAUCGUGCGGCUUCACGAAGCCUUUGGUGGUCGCGCUAUGUUCAAGCUCAAAAGCUCCUUGAACAUCCAGAGUAUUCACCGAUGCAAUAUCAUGGAGGACGAAGGGGACAAAGUGGAAUUUAACAAAGCCGAGCGUGUGACUAGAUGGCUGGUUAUGCAUGCAUUUGAGAUUCUAACUCUGAAGCUGAAAGUGAAGUGA
Gamsiella multidivaricata is the source of this 3267-nucleotide messenger RNA. Its product is annotated as galactose mutarotase-like domain-containing protein. The transcript is spliced from 19 exons. Gene Ontology annotation, molecular function: alpha-mannosidase activity; carbohydrate binding. NCBI's taxonomy places the organism in Eukaryota, Fungi, Mortierellomycota, Mortierellomycetes, Mortierellales, Mortierellaceae. Gene Ontology annotation, cellular component: fungal-type vacuole membrane. Bases 1 to 3267 code for a protein of 1088 amino acids. The record is from RefSeq and is a predicted model, not a curated record. Gene Ontology annotation, biological process: oligosaccharide catabolic process; mannose metabolic process.